This is a messenger RNA of Sinocyclocheilus anshuiensis, 2925 nucleotides long. Its product is annotated as PHD finger protein 24-like. The transcript has 12 exons. Gene Ontology annotation, cellular component: cytoplasm; nucleus. Gene Ontology annotation, molecular function: calcium ion binding; transcription corepressor activity. Bases 1 to 1671 code for a protein of 556 amino acids. The record is from RefSeq and is a predicted model, not a curated record. Lineage: Eukaryota; Metazoa; Chordata; Actinopteri; Cypriniformes; Cyprinidae.
AUGGGAAGCAUUCCCAUGGAAAAAAAGAAUGCUUUGUCGCUGUCCUAUUCACAGAACGGUUCCCCACAGGAGCAGCGCAUGAAAGGCAGGGACCAUGUGAUCGGCAGCACUGAGUCUGUGUCAAAAUCCAAGCAGAGAGACACAGAGACAGCAGAGCCAUGUCUGCCGGGAAACAAAAUUGCAUUCACACUUUCCCAGGCUGAUGCAAUGAGCUCUUCCAAGGAGGAACGCAUGAUUUCAGAUUCACCUGUGAGCGUCACCAAAGAUAACCUGUGGGGCGGAGCAAGGGUUGGUGACUCGACUUACAACUGCUGCUUCUGUCUCUUUAUUCUUGACGAGAAUUGCGUUUAUUUAGAUGCAGAACGUCUUUACGAGCACAUCAAAUGGGAGACUGUUCAGACGCGCGCUCCAUUCUGCCUCAGCGCCAGGAGCGAGUCAAAUGAGCGUGGAAACGCGUUUAAAGACGGUCUGAAGGACCGGGCGGCCCCAGCGGCUGGGGCCCCGACUGAUGAGGUCAUAGCUGAGAACGGGGAUGGAUCUGCUGAUGGAUCCCACCAGGCGAACAAGGAGCAUACUGAACUGAAAGACAAGGACAGCAAACCAGGGUCAUUACCAAAUCAGCAGGCCUCAGCUCCGCCCAGAGAGGAGCAUAAGGCCAAUCAGGAGGCUUGGGGGCGGCUCCGUGAUGGAAAGGGGGUGGAGCCUGAGGAUCUAAAGAAGGCACAUCAGCUCGCUCCUCCUGCGUUUGUGCGGCCAAAGAGAGAGGUCAACGACGACCAACCGGUAGACGUGCCGCUUGGGCAAAGAGAGCAGCCCGUCAACGAUGAGAUGUGCGAGGUGUGUGAGGUUUGGACGGCAGACGAUCUGUUCCCCUGCCGGACGUGCACACGGGUCUUCCACGACGGCUGUCUGCAGGAGAUGGGGUACCUGAGCACUGAUGCUUUGCAAGAAAUGAGAGAGACGGCCCACACCACCACCGGCUGGAGCUGCUAUUACUGCGAUAAUGUGAACCUGCUGCUUACUGAAGAAGAGAUGUACAGUCUGAUGGAAACCUUCAAACAGUGCAAGAUCAUCCCAGAGUCGUGCCUGGUGUCAGAUGAGCUCCUGCAGUACAGGCACUUUGUGACCAAGCAGCUCUUUGAAAGAGACUUGACGGAUGAGGAGGAAGAGGAGGUUCUGGCCCAGUUUGCAGCGCUGGAUCCAGACAAGAAGGGUCAGAUUGAGUGGUCUGACUUCCUCUACCACGAGUCACUUUCAGUGCUGCAGAAGUUCCGGACCGAGAAUUCGCUGGUGAGAAUCCUCACAGCGAAGGAGAGGGAUCGAGCACGGGCCGUAUUUCAGAGUAUAGACCAGGACAAAGAUGGGAUCAUCACUGUCGGAGAAGCCAGAAAAGCCCAAACCUCCUGGUUCCACAAGAUUAACAAAGAAUCACAGUCCUGCAGUGUCAGACUCAUGGGAUUGUGUUCCCCUUUGUUCAGUAUGGGUAUCAGCCAUGUUGGUCCAAUAUCUGAGAGCAGUCCUGCCAGUUCCAGCAGCGAGAGAAGCAGAGAUAAAGCUUUGGAGAAUGACAACAGACCCAUUACCUGGGACAACUUCCUGAGGGAGAGCGCCAUCUACAUCCUGGCUGCCAGGCCCAACAGCUCAGCCAUGCACAUCCGUUUACCACUCUAACCAUGGCCACAUAGCCUGAGACUUCUAGAGGGGCUUCCCAGGUCUGCAUUCACGAAAGAGCGGUGCUGAGGACUAAACCGAGAGUCACAUGAGAGUCAAACGCAAAAGAGUACCCCACCACAUGCUAAGUCUGCACAAGCAAUCGAAGGAUUCUUCCUCUAACGCCACAAUCUAAUAGCGACACAAUGACAAAUUCAACGCUACUGAACAAUAGCACAUCUGUCACCACUUGAGCUUUUACGAGCUUGUAUGGUUUCGGUUUUUGUGACCAAGUAACUGUUUCGAUCAGAGAACCUGCUGCAAGAAACACUGUCACACAUUAGCAGAUUUACAGCACCACAGUGUUUGCGUAGUGUUUUUGAUGUUAACGUGUUGUGUAAUUUUUGAGUUGCGGCUCUAGCCAGAUGAGUUGUGAUCGAUGGAUCCAUGUGAGAGCAGUGGUUGAAUCAUUGCUGAUCUAAUUUCAGUCACCACAAAAUAUGAAUAUAAUAUAGUAGGCAACAGUGGUGCCACACAGAAAUCAAAGUGAGAUGCUAUAUAUAGAUACUAUAUACAGUCUAUAUACAUAUAUAUAUAUACAAAAUAUUGUAUGUGUAUUUAUUCCCAUACCUUCAGGGAUGGAUUAUGAACCGGGUCAAGGAGCUUCCAGACUGCCAGGGGCCUAAAGUUGAGACAUGGGAAAACAAAGGAAAUUUAAAAUUGUUGUUGACAGACAAACGCUACUUGUAAUUAAGAUACAGAUUGGCAUCAAUUUGAAUUUUCAGUCACUUGACAGUACAUUUGCGAGUCAGAAUUAUGAGAAGCUAUAAUUCUUUUUUACUUUUAUAUUAUAUUUCUGAGUGAAACAUGAUAUAUAAUGAGAAAAAAGUGGGGUGGAAUUUAAUUUGACCUGUGACUGGAUUGUGAAAUAUGAUCUUCAUUUCUAAAACCUAGUGAGCUGCCAACUUAGGUAGUAUUUCAAGGCAAUAUAGACAUCUUACUGACGCAAAAUCUGCUCUAAAAUGUACAGGCAGCAUAAAUUAGCAAAUCAAUAGUGAACAUUUUAUAAAAAAAAUAUUUUAAUUUAAUUUAAAAAACGUGAUUUUACCCAAUAUUUGUUUAUGUAUAUUUAUGGUUAUUAGAGUAUUGAUUUGCUAGCUAGCAAAUGUUAAUUCCAACUGCUAUUGAAAUGAAUUGGGUUAGGUCUUAUUAUAAUUAUGAUACUCUUUAAGAUAAAUAAUUUUAACUUAUAAUACGUAUGACUAAAUACUAAAA